Messenger RNA from Mercenaria mercenaria, 8098 nucleotides. Its product is annotated as GTP-binding protein Rit2-like. Gene Ontology annotation, biological process: Ras protein signal transduction. The coding region runs from base 135 to 800 and encodes 221 amino acids. Gene Ontology annotation, molecular function: GTP binding; GTPase activity; GDP binding. The record is from RefSeq and is a predicted model, not a curated record. NCBI's taxonomy places the organism in Eukaryota, Metazoa, Mollusca, Bivalvia, Venerida, Veneridae. Gene Ontology annotation, cellular component: plasma membrane. The transcript has 5 exons.
AAUUAAGUUUGAAAAGGUAUAUUUACAUAGCGUAAAUUAGUCAUUCUGUACUUGGCUACAUACCUCAUUAUGCGGUGUAGAAGUUGUAAAGACAAAAUGGACUCUGCAACAUAAUUUACAAUGUGAUUAAGACGAUGAGCACCACACCAAAAGUAUCAACAAGUUCUUCUUCCAGUGGAAAAACAAGAGUGUAUAAAAUUGUUAUUCUUGGAGAAGGAGGGGUUGGUAAAAGUGCAUUGGUAAUACAGUUUGUUAGUCAUAGAUUUACAGACUACCAUGACCCAACAAUAGAAGAUGCAUAUCAGCAGCAAGCUCGUAUUGAUGGAGAACCAGCCCAGCUUGAUAUUCUGGACACGGCAGGACAGCUGGAGUUCACCACAAUGCGAGAGCAGUACAUGAGGCAUGGAGAGGGGUUUGUUGUCUGUUAUUCAAUAACAGACAGACGUAGCUUUGAUGAGGUGCUAAAUCAUAAAAACCUGAUAGAUCGUGUCAGGUGCAAGGAAAAUAUUCCAAUCAUCAUUACUGGCAAUAAGUGUGACCUCGAACAGAAACGAAAGGUGAGCACAGAGGAAGGUGCUAGGUUAGCGGAACAGCUAGGUGCUCCUUUCUUCGAGACAUCAGCAGUUUUACGCCAGUGCGUAGAUGACACAUUUCACGGUAUUGUACGAGAAAUAAGGAGAAAAGAGCAUGAGGAGCUUUUGUCACUAGAAAAACUCGCCAAAAAAAGACUCCGAAAGAAAAGAAUGCAUGCAUUCUUCAGCCGCUUUAAUUUUUUCCGGCGAAGGUCAAACACUUCAUAACAAACUGGAAUAAGUUUCUCUGUCACAAUAUGAAUGAUUGGGUUAUCACCUUGUUGUGAAACUGUUGUAACUGUAUAAACAAAGUACUAGAGUACAAUAAUAUAGUGUGGAGGCAUCAGUACGUAAAAUUAUCUUUGAUACACUGGUAGCAGCAGGCCCCAGGUUAUACUAGAAUGUAUUAUUUAGGAUUGCAAUGAAACAGGUGGUCCUUAGAGCAAUGAAAUGAAAGUAAACAUAAGGUAAAAGUCUUUCAGGUCUUUUGAUGCUAGCUUGCUUUGUUGCAUUUCAAAGCUCAUACAGAAAACUGUUUAAGUUCUGUAACAUGUUAUGUUUUCUUACACAUAUCAAUUCAUAGCCAUGUUCUCUUCAGAAUUUAAUAACAUGUUACGGCUUUAAAGUUAGUGAUAGCUGUAUGUUUUCGCAAGUUUAUCAACAAGUUGGUUUGGAAAGCUAUUUAUAAAGUGGCUUAUUCAUCAAAUGUACCAAUAUAUUUUAUAGAGGCACACUUAGACCUUCAUAUUUCUUAAGUGUGCUAUGUAGAUUGUCAAGACCCACUGUCAUUAAAAUUCUUACUUUGACUUUCAAAUGCUUGAAUUUUCUAUUGAAUCUUAACACAAAAUGAUAAUUAAAUGUUAUAUAUAUCAAUAUAUUUUGCAAAAUGGCAAAAAUAUCAAAAACAAAUAACUGGCAAAUUGUGUAUUUUGCUCUUUUAAUUAUGUCAGAUUUUUAGACCAAUAUUAUUGAUGUAUGCAUGCCCAAAUUCCCAGUAUAACAUAUGAUACAUAAGCAUAUUUUUUAGUUAAAAAAGCAUCUUUCAAUAUUGUUGGAAUCAAAUAUUUAUACAGAAUGUUUUAUUUUCAUGUUUAUUUACAGAGCAAUAUGUAGAGAUUUCUUAAAUUGGUUGUUAUAUCCAGAGUGUAUACAAGUGUUUUUCCUGGUGCAACUUUUUCUUUAAUGUAUUUCUUGAGAAAUGGCCUCCAGUAUUGGUUCUCUUGAUUUACAUAAAGAAAUGAAAAAGUUUUUUUUAGAUUGAUUUACAGGUUGUUUAAGUAUUCAUGGACAGGUUGUUAGUUUAAAUACCCACUGAUGUUCUCCAUUUAAUUUUUUGUUAAGUUAAAAUUACACUGUUGGAAGUAGAUCCAACUUAUGGAAUUACAGAAAUCCUCAAAAUCAACAAACAGUACUGUUUAAACCAAAGUUCAUAAUUAUGGAGUUGAUAAUGUUUGAUGAACAUUUGCUUUAGAAAAGUGCUCCUUUUUCAGUACUAGAAAUCUGUUCUUGUAAAAUUAAUUUGAUAUUUAUAUAUUAUUUUGUACAUAAACUUCUUAGACAAAAUGUAUUUUUAUGUGAUAUUAAAGACCAGUAUGAAUUUUAGUCACUUAACAGCUCAGCUAAGCCUGAAGUUUAGGCAGAGCUUUCAGUAUUGCCAGGUUCUCUGGUAAUCAACGUAUGUCAAAUACUCAUUUUUGUCGAGCCCGCUUGCGAAAGCGAAGACAUUGUUGUCCAAAUGGCUCUUCGUUUUAUGUGCAUGCACAUGUCCAUCCGGAUUUGUUUGUCCGGACCAUAACUUUGACAUGCAUGGAGCAAUCUUGUUUAUAUUGGGCAAGAAUGUUAACAUCAGUGAGACGGAGUGUUCCUAUCUCAAAGGUCAAGGUCACAGUUGGAGGUCAAAGGUCAUGUCAGAUCUUGUCCGGCCCCAUGUGGUUCUGGGACGAUCUGUGUAUGAAAAGAAUUGGAACCACUGCCUUACCCUUGCAUGAUCGUAAGAAGCGACUAAUAGGGUCUUUACACUUAGUUUUGCAGAAACUCUUGUGAUUCCAGCAGGUAUGCAAAUUUUGAUUCCAUACCUCAUGUUUUUAUUUCGAUGUAAAUGAGAUGUGGAACCCAAAUUUGUAGUCCUGUUUGGCGCCAUAUAACCUAUACUGUGUUGGUGCGCCAUAAAACCCAAAUAAAUAAGAUCUUGUCCGGCCCAUAACUUUAACAUGCAUAGAGGAAUCUUGUUAUUAUAUUUGGCAUGAAUAUUUAACUCAGUGAGAGUCAUGUGCAAACCCCAGGUUCUUAUCUCAAAGGUCAAGUCCACAGUUAUGGGUCAAAGGACGGGCUCGAAAUGUUGCCCAUGGGCAUCUAGUUUAUACAACUUACCUGCCACUGCUUGGUGGAUUUUUACUGAACUUGGACAGUAUCUUAACCUUUACCCUGUUAAAUUUCUAAAAUGGACUGGUCUAUCAUUCAACUUGGGCAGUAUCAUUUAUUAUUUGAAGGGAUGUUCACUAAAAAUGUACAGACAGAAUAGCAAUCAGUGCAAACCCUGAUCAGCCUGCAUGGACAUGCAGGCUGAUCUUGGUCUUCAAUGGUCUCAAAGGCAAAAUCGCUUGCCACCAGCAGGCUAAAGGUUAAUUAUGUUAUGUCUUGAGUUAGUAUAGGAAUCACUGGAGCUGUCUUAGCUUUCUUGAUAUUUUUACUAUAGGUUUUGUUUCUUCUGUUUGAAAUGGGCCAGUUUAUAAUAUAAUUUACUUAUUUAUUUUACUGUUGUGUAAUAAUAAAUAUAUAUGUAUUGAAAAUUGGUGAAUUGAAAUCGAUUGAAAAGGACAUUUACACCCUUUUUAUGUUAAAAUGCUUAGAUAUUACCUUUCGUUAAACAAACAUUAAUAAAACUGGUAGUAAUGUCUCACAAUGAAAGGGUGUAGGAAAGAUUUGGCCAUUCUGGCCUUGUGUCGCCCUCCUGUGAUCGAUUUAAUUUGUACUGGAUAUGGGAGAUGGGGCUCUCUUGUGUACUUUGUCGAGAUAAUUUCCCAUAAAAGUAAGUCUCUAUGAGAAGCUGUUAAGUCAAUUUUCAUAAAUAGAAAUUUGAUUGAGACAUCAAAGGUUGCAAAUGGCCGCCAAUGCUUUAAAAAAAUAUUUUGCAUUUCAUUUUUAGCUCACCUGUCACAUAGUGACAAGGUGAGCUUUUGUGAUCACCCGUCGUCAGUCCGUCCGUCCGUGCCUCCGUCAACAAUUUCUUGUCUGCACAAUAGUGGUUUCAUUUAUGAUUUUAUUUUAACCAAACUUGCACACAACUUGUAUCACCAUAAGAUCUCGGUUCCUUUCUUGAACUGGCCAGAUCCCAUUAUGGGUUCCAGAGUUAUGGCCCCUGAAAUGGCAAAAUUAGCUAUUUUGACCUUGUCUGCACAAUAGCAGCUUUAUUUAUGAUUUGAUUUUUACCAAACUGGCACACAACUUGUAUCACCAUAAGAUCUUGGUUCCUUUCUUGAACUGGCCAGAUUCCAUUAUGGGUUCCAGAGUUAUGGCCCUUGAAAGGGCCAGAAUUAGCUAUUUUGACCUUGUCUGCACAAUAGCAGCUUCAUUUAUGAUUUGAUUUUAACCAAACUUGCACACAACUUGUAUCACAAUAAGAUCUUGGUUCCUAACUUGAACUGGCGAGAUUCCUUUAUGGGUUCCGGAGUUAUGGCCCCUGAAAGGACCAAAAUUAGCUAUUUUGACCUUGUCUGCACAAUAGCAGCUUCAUUUAUGAUUUGAAUUUAAUCAAACUUACACAAAACUUGUGUCACCACAAGAUCUUGAUUUCUUAAUGGAACCGGCCAGAUUCCGUAAUGGGUUCCAGAGUUAUGGUCCCUGAAAGGGCCAAAAUUAGCUAUUUUGACCUUGUCUGCACAAUAGCAGCUUCAUUUAUGACUCGAUUUUAACCAAACUUGCACACAACUUGUAUCACCACAAGAUCUUGGUUCCGUUCUUGAACUGGCUAGAUUUCAUCAUGGGUUCCAGAGUUAUGGCCCCUUAAAGGUCCAAAAUUGGCUAUUUUGGCUUUUGCAGCCAUAUAGAGACUUCAUUUAUGGUUUUAUUUGAUACAAACUUCCAAAAUAAUUUCAACAACAAUAAUUCUUGGAUUACAUGACAAAUCAGAUCCAAGCGUAGGUUUAGAGUUAUUUUAUAUCUGAUUACCUCCCCUGAUUGUAAUCAAAAUGGAUUUAUACCAGUAAGUACUUAUAGGACUUAUUUGAAAUUUCAUUAUUGUCAUUAGUUGGACUGAGCCAAUCAGGGUAGAUAACUAUGGACUGAUUUUAUGUCAAAUUACCUCCCUUUAUUUCAAAUUAAAAUGGGUAUAUCUCCGUAACUAAUGAAGAUACUGAUCUGAAAUUUCAUUUAUGUCAACAGAUUUAUUUGGCAGAUCCUUCUUUUAUUCACUUACAAUAAUUUUUUUUUUAAUUACUUUCCUUUUAAGUUACUAUAAAUAGCUUAUAUUUAGUAACUUUUUUAUUAUUGGCCUGAGGGAAAAACCGAGACCACUUUUCUGUGGUACAACAUGGAUGGCACCUCCAAUUUUUAGGUGUAUUUUGACAUAUCUGUACCUUGUAAGAAUUUUUUUUUCUUUUUGGUUAAAUUUCUUCCCUUUGUUGUUACUGUCCUUUGGACUUAAGAUAUUUUUUCUGAGGACCUUCUUGUCCUCAAGUGCAAUGAUAACAGGUGAGCGAUAUAGGGCCAUCAUGGCCCUCUUGUCUGUUUAAGUUGCUAGUAAUCAAUUACAAGUUACAAUUAAUAGUAAAUAUUCCAAGAACAUACCUAGCUAUGCCAGUACCCAGCCAUGAUAUAAAUUUAAUUGUUGGACUUGACUAAUCAUUGAAUUUCGAUAAGUCUGUUAAUAUAAUGUACAGCAUUAAUGCAGUUAAUAGAACAUACUUGUUUUAAGUUUCAACUGAUUUUUACUACAUAAACAAAUCAGUAUCAGUUAAAACGAAAAGACUUUCAAGGCAGCCUUCCAUAUGCUUUCUCACUUACUGUUGAUGUGAUGUGUUGAUUUCUACAGUUUAUUAAUGCUUCAACAUUGCACACAAAUUGAUUCUACCAGCAUAAUAUGUUCAUUGCCACUCUUUCGUAUAGGGAAACCCGUAGAACUAGUAUAAUACUAUCACUGUUUUCAGUAAUUAAAACAUAUCACACUUGUCAAAAAGUAUUAAAAGCUCCAUUCAAAAAGAAAAAGGAUAUUAAAUUUAUAACUGAUCAAAUAAAACAUAGGUAUCAAUUAACACUCCCUAAGUUGAAUAUAUUCAAUAUUGUCUGCAUAAAAUUUGGCAUUUGUCUUUCAAAGUUUGAACCGUAAAUCAGCGGCCUUAUUUAUUGCAACUGGCUGAAAUACCAUGGUCACGGCUCAAGCUGCUAUGCCACUGCAAUAUACACUGGCGUCUGCAAUAACAUGUUCACUUUACUUUUUACAGUAGAUGUAUAUGGAACAAUACCAUUUAUAAGGUUGUAGAUAAACAGUUAUAUUAUAUAUGAAUCAUUUUUGUGUGCUUUAAAUGGUUGUCAAUAUUUUGAUGUAUUAUUUAUUAAAUGUGCAUUAUUUAUUUUCAGAAUGAAGUUAUUUUCAUUUUAUAAGUAGAAUUAUUUUAGUACUUUUUUAGAUAGUUCCUUGAUGAAAUUUGCAUGCUAUGUUAAAAUAUUUUAAUUUCAAGUCCAAUACUGAAAAGGACCAUGUUGAAGAAGAUUUUUUUUUCAAUUAUGAGAUUUUGUGUUAUGGUACUGAAUGUUGUUUGAUGUUUCCACUAUAAAAAACAGUAAAUAAAUACACAAUACAUUCCAGCUAAGAUAUACAUAGCAUAUUUAUCAAAACUGAGAUCAUGAAUUUGAGAAACUUGGGUAAAUUCUUCCUGAUGGUCCUUUUUUAUGUGUGGGCUCACAAGUUUUGUGCACCAAAAAACCUCUGGGGUUGAUCUGUAACUACUCCAUGUCUUGGUAAAGUUUUAGAUUUCAAAAUAAACUUUGUGCUUUUCAUUACUGUACAGAACACAAGUACAUGUAUAUAUAAUUGAACUGUCUUUUAGUAUUUCAUUCAUCUUUGAUUAACCUUUACCUAGAGAUGGUACCGAAAAUUUCAGAUUGCAUCUGAUACUAUUUUCUGUUGAAAACUAAACACCGGAGUACCUCAAUUAUAUAAUGGUUUAACUUUCAUACUUCAUUAUUAAUGCUGAAAGGCAAUAUUUAAUCUGAAAAAUUUGGUCCUACUUGGAAAAGUGAAGCCAGUGACAGAUAACUCUUCUAGGACUAUUUAGUUAUGUGAACAAAGUACGCAUAGAUUCGGAUGUGUUUCCCAAAAAUAUAGUUUACUUCAAGAUCUAUGAAUAAUCUUUUAAACGAAAAAGUUGAGCAUUAUCUUUCAUUUUCGAACAAAAUAACUCAAAGACAAUUAUUUUAUUCAGUACUGCCGAUAAUUUACAGGUACUGUAUGAUCAUAGGAAAGACAUUAUUCGUGAGAAAAAAUAUAAAUAAAAAAUAUAAAGACUAUAAGAAUUUUACGACAUCGAAUCCUUCAACAUUUUAUAAAAUUUGUUUGCCAAGAAUAAUCAAGGCCUCAAAAUGUAUGAGUUAAAACAGAGCGAUAUAAAAAUGUAUAAUUUAUCUGAUGGUCACACCAAAACCAUACCAAAAAAUUGUACCAAAAGAAGUUAUUUGACUUAUUAUGACACGCACCUUGUUUACAAAUGUACCUAAUUUUCAUACUGACCGAGGCGUGCGGAAUUGCAUUUACCUUGCGGAAUCUGCCGUUACAGAAACUUCUGUUAAUAUAAUGUAGACGUUCUUUAGUAUAAAUAAAAUGGUUGCGUUAGUUAAAAAGAAAUGACAGUCACCUUUCUUUAGCUAACCCAUCAAAAUAACGAAGCCAGUUUCGCUGUCAAAAGUUCCCGUAUUUACUGUACGGUGCUAUGUUAAAAUAUUAUUAGCAUGAGAUAAGCGAUAUGCGCUUCAGUUUUGCACCUGAUUUGUUGUUGUCGUUGAAUAAGUAGCCUUAGGUACCAUCUCUACUUUACCCUGCUAAAUUUCUAAAAUGGACUGGUUCAUGAUUCAGUUUGGGCAGUACCACUUAUUAUUCAAAGGGAUGUUCAUUGAAACUUUACGGACUGAAUAGCAAACAGUGCAGACCAUGAUCAACCGGCUGAUCUUGAUCUGCACUGGUCGCAAAGGCAAAACAACUUGCCGCCAGCAGGCUAAAGGUUAAAUCAUCUUGAAGAAAACUAAUGAAGAAAUAACCAAAAUACAAUAGAUCAGUAGCAUAAUUUAGUGGGAUUGUUGCCAUAGCAAAAUUCAGAUGAGCUUUCUUCUGUUCACUUUUGUAACCUGAAAGUUCACUGGAAAAUUUUCAGGUAAAUUCUGUAUAUUUCAAUAGAAGCUUUUUUUGCAGUUCUUAUAAUUUUCUAGUCUUUUUUUUUUUACUUUUUGAUAAUGUAUUGAUUUGUUAAGACAUAAUUAUUUAUAUGUUUAGUGUACUGUUAUUGUUACUUAGAUAGAAUAAAGCUCUUAUAAAAAUU